AUGGCUUCUAAAGAAAUUCAAAUUAUUUUGUCUUAUAAAGCGAAAUCGAAAAUUUACCAAGUUCAAGUUGAUACUGAGUCUUUGGUGUAGGAAUUGAUUUCAGAGAUGCAUUCAAUACUGUAGCCAGGAAAUUAAUAAAUACUUGUUCUUUAUCUAAAUAAUGCUAUCCUUGAUCCAAAAAAGUAGCUAAAAGAUUAUAAUAUUGUAAAAGGUAGCUAGAUAGAAAUUAUAAUUACUACUAAUGGAGGAAGAUGA
This is a messenger RNA of Paramecium primaurelia, 255 nucleotides long. The record is from the annotation of a GenBank genome assembly. NCBI's taxonomy places the organism in Eukaryota, Ciliophora, Oligohymenophorea, Peniculida, Parameciidae.